This is a messenger RNA of Hevea brasiliensis (rubber tree), 1752 nucleotides long. Its product is annotated as E3 ubiquitin-protein ligase CCNB1IP1 homolog. Lineage: Eukaryota; Viridiplantae; Streptophyta; Magnoliopsida; Malpighiales; Euphorbiaceae. Gene Ontology annotation, biological process: chiasma assembly. The coding region runs from base 389 to 1306 and encodes 305 amino acids. The record is from RefSeq and is a predicted model, not a curated record. The transcript has 10 exons.
UAUCAAAAUAAAAUUUGAUAAAGUUUUAGUUAUUUUAAAUUAAAAAUGAAAAAAAUUGAUUUGUGGUUUUUAUUAUAGUGUAAAGAUUAACUCAUAAUUUAUCCUAAUUCAAUUUAAUAUCAGGAAUUUUUUUAAAAGGAAUAUUUAAAUUGCAUAUAAAACAUAAUAAUUUCAAAUCCGCAGACAAAGAAUACAUUGCCGCCAUCCGAAAGCCAAACCAGGGAAGAAGAAAUUUUCUCGCAUCUUCAUUCUUCCCCUUCAGAGAUUGAUUUGGCAGUUUGCUUUAAGAGCACAGGAAAACGAAGUUUUUCCGUUAAGUUUUUGAAUUGAUUUUGCAGCUGUAGUAUCCAGAUUUAUUAUGGAUUAAAAUCUUGAAUUCAAGGUUGAAAUGAGAUGCAAUGCUUGCUGGCGAGAACUGGAAGGACGAGCCAUUUCCACUACUUGUGGUCAUCUCUUGUGCACUGAAGAUGCCAGCAAGAUCCUUAGUAAUGAUGCAGCAUGUCCAAUUUGUGAUCAGGUGCUCUCCAAGAGCCUUAUGAAACCUGUGGAUAUCAAUCCAAAUGACGAAUGGAUAAAUAUGGCCAUGGCUGGAGUAUCUCCUCAAAUACUAAUGAAAAGUGCAUACAGAAGUGUGAUGUUUUAUAUUGGGCAAAAGGAACUGGAGAUGCAAUACAAGAUGAACAGAAUUGUAGCUCAAUGUCGGCAAAAAUGUGAAGUCAUGCAAGAAAAAUUCGCAGAAAAAUUGGAACAAGUGCAUACUGCAUAUCAAAAAAUGGCCAAGAGGUGUCAGAUGAUGGAACACGAGAUUGAGAGUUUGUCCAAGGAUAAGCAAGAGCUUCAAGAAAAAUUUUCUGAGAAGUCCAGGCAGAAGAGAAAGCUUGAUGAAAUGUAUGAUCAUUUGAGGAGUGACUAUGAGUCAAUGAAAAGAUCGGCAAUCCAACCAACAAGCAAUUUCUAUUCAAGAAAUGAGCCUGAAUUUUUCCCUAACCCAGCUGCUACCAUGAUGGAUAACAGAGACCCUAUCAGGAAAGAUUGGUCGGUUUUCACUCCUCCAACUCCAGGGCCUAGAGAGGAUAUAUGGCCAGCAAGACAGAACAGUUCUAAUUCUGGUCCCUUUGAGAUCUCUGGCGGCUCACCCGCAAAACAAUCGGCCAUUCCAAUUGAUGCUGGAAACAGAAGGGCUGGUGUUCACCCUGCUUUUGGAGCUGGAGCUGGCAAUACCUCAAUGACACUAAGGAACUUGAUUCUCUCCCCAAUAAAGCGACCUCAGCUCUCUCGUAGCCGCCCUCAAAUGUUCACGCUAUAAGCUUCAAGUCAGUGUUCUGCAUUUGGCUGGCCUUGUGAUGCUUUCUAGUUGUAAGAAAUCCUUCCUUUUCUUUUUCUCAUUUUUCCCCUCCUGAGUUAUGGAGAAAGAAGAAACAAGAUAGGAAGCCGGUGGUGGUCCAAUAGGAACAUAUUAGUAAGUAUACAUGUGAAUUUUGUUUCCUGGGUUGACACAGACUUUCCUAUAGUUACACUACAAUCUCUGUAAUUACAUUGUGUUGGAUGGCUAGAGGAGGGCCCAUCAAAAGUUUACAGAAUUACUCCUUUUAUUGCUUUGAUGUCACAAAAAGUAAUGUAGAGAUGUAAAAAGGCAAACUAGUUGCUUACUUUUUUUUUCCUCACGCGGUUGGGAAUCUCUGGACUGGAAACCAAAUUUGAUGUCCUUGUGUUUGCAAGGGAAGCAUUCGGAUUUUACUUAACUUCUUUCAA